Molecule: messenger RNA, 1158 nt
Organism: Anopheles coustani
Lineage: Eukaryota; Metazoa; Arthropoda; Insecta; Diptera; Culicidae
Gene: SP555
Product: SPRY domain-containing SOCS box protein 3
Exons: 3
Coding region: 1-1158 (385 amino acids)
Biological process (GO): proteasome-mediated ubiquitin-dependent protein catabolic process; intracellular signal transduction
Cellular component (GO): SCF ubiquitin ligase complex
Molecular function (GO): protein binding
Source: RefSeq, a predicted model, not a curated record
AUGUCUUCUAGACCGCCGUCACCGCGUUCGCUAAGGUCCCUCAGAGGGCGCUGCGUCCCGACGCUGCGUGGCAGUUCCGGCUUUACGGGAAACGUCGGCCACGACAACGACGAGCUCAUGACGAUCAACGAGAACCGCAACGUCGGUGGAGGGGGUGGGAGUGGGAAUGCGGGCGGCAACGAGGCCUCCGAUGGCAAUGAGUCCGAGUCGUCGCACGCCAACUCCUCCAUUUCCGUCUCUUCCGUCUCCUCGACGUCCUCGUCGGCCUCCUCCACAACCAGCUCGACGUCCGGGUCGGAAGGUGCUCCAUCGGAUCCUUCAUCCCUGCUCCACGGUGAGCCGGGACGUCAUCCAAUGGAUGCCAGCAGCUCGUGCAAUGCCUGCAGCUCGCUGGUGCUGGACAACAACCACCCGUUCCCGCACGAACACGACCGCCCCCUGAUGAACGGGUGCGAGGACAUGUGGAGCUGGAACAAGCGGGACCGCUCGAAGGAGGUGUGGCUCAGCCGGUCCGACAACCGGCGGGUGUACUUCCACCCGAACUGGAGCAAGGGCACGGCCGGUAUCCGGGGCACGCGGGUGCUCAACAACGGGCGCUACUACUGGGAAAUCAGCCUGACACAGCGCGUCUUCGGCACAAGCAUGAUGUUCGGGAUUGGUACAAAGAAGGCCCGCCUGCACGUCAACAUGUUCACCAACCUGCUCGGGGAAGAUCGGAACGGUUGGGGUCUCUCGCAUAAGGGACUCCUGUGGCACGGUGGCGUCGCCCGGAACUACACCAAGCGCUUCAAGGAGAACCAACCGACCAAAAUUGGGCUCCUCUUCGAUGGCAUCGCGGGCACGCUUACGUACUACAAGGACGACGUCUGUCUGGGGAUUGCCUUCCGGGGUCUGAACGAGGUCAGGGAACCACUCUAUCCGAUCGUCUGCUCGACGGCCGCCAAAACCGAGAUGCUGCUGUCCGAGACGCGGCGGGACUUUGUCAACCUGCAGGAUCGCUGCCGGGCGAUCAUCAUCAAGCACGUGAACACGCGGGAAAAGCUGGACCGGCUCGCCCUGCCGUACUUCAUCAAGAAUUACCUUUCCGAGGCGGUCACCGAGAGCAAUACGCAGGUCACGCCGCUCGAGCUGCACCUCAUCGAUCAGUAUCUGUACUGA